This is a messenger RNA of Musca vetustissima, 1100 nucleotides long. It is a transcript of the gene p53, whose product is annotated as cellular tumor antigen p53. The record is from RefSeq and is a predicted model, not a curated record. Gene Ontology annotation, cellular component: nucleus. The coding region runs from base 24 to 1100 and encodes 358 amino acids. NCBI's taxonomy places the organism in Eukaryota, Metazoa, Arthropoda, Insecta, Diptera, Muscidae. The transcript is spliced from 7 exons. Gene Ontology annotation, biological process: apoptotic process; regulation of transcription by RNA polymerase II. Gene Ontology annotation, molecular function: DNA-binding transcription factor activity, RNA polymerase II-specific; RNA polymerase II cis-regulatory region sequence-specific DNA binding.
AGAUUGUUUUCAACCUUGCAACCAUGAAGUUGUUAACUUUUCAAAAAUGGAGACAAUCGGAAAUCAUGAAUUUAAUGGAACAAAUGGUGGAUCCAAAAAUGAAUUACAAUUCCAUACCGGUUUGUGAGGAACAUGAUAACGGUGGCUAUGAUUUUCGCAUUCAGGUUAAUACCACCGAAAAUACGUCGCGUUAUGUUAUCUUCUCGCAGGAUUCACAGCGUCUGUAUGUGAAGCCACAUGAAAAUGUCACCAUCGAUUGUUUUUAUAAAGUUAAAAUGCCCAUACAGCCGUUGAAUGUUCGCAUUACACCGAUUUAUUCUACCGAUACCAGUGAUCCCGUGCGUCGAUGUCAAAAUCAUAUUAGCAAAGAUAAUGAACCCAAUGAACUAAUCCGCAACAGUUUGUUGCGUUGUGAAAAUCUUGGUGCCGUCUAUCAUGGCAGCGAUACGGGUAAAAGUAUUCGAGAUCGUUAUUCCGUUGUGGUCCCGCUAAAUGCGGCCGUCAAAGCCGGUGACAAUGGCAUUCAUUUGAAACAACAGCUUAUAAUACAUUUCACAUGCAAUAAUUCUUGUAUGAAUCGGAAGCCAACGUCAGUGCUAUUUUUAUUGGAAACAAAUAGUGGUGACAUUUUGGCUCAACGUCUACUGACAGUGAAAAUAUCAACAUGUCCAAAACGUGAUCAAAAAUUAUAUGAAAGGCCAUCGGGAAGUAAAAGGAGACCAGUUGGAGACCCUGAUUUUAGUACAACUGAACGGAAAAUACCAAAAUAUGAUGAUACUUGUGUUAAAGAUGAAUUUAGUCGCAGCAGUUAUGGUGAUCCAAGUGAUGAUGAUACCAAUGGUGGUGGUAACAACAUGACAAAUGGUGCUGAUUGUGGUGAAAGUAAUGUCGAUGUUGUUUUAGAUCAUAAAACCGGUGAAUAUAAAUUAACACUGAAAUAUAAAACUCGCCAUCAAAUGUUAGAAGUGUUGCGGCUACUCUAUUCAAAUGCCGUAAGCAAUGAAGUAUUCUAUAAGACGGCCGUUAAUGGUAAACGGACACGGGAUACGGAACAUUUAAAACGAUGUUACGAGAAAACACUACGCCUUAAACUGGACUAG